AUGGGUGCUUUUAGCAAAGAAACAGGCUGGCCUCACGGUCCAGUAAAGGACACUGAUCCUGUUUUCGAGCUUGAAAAGAAAGUACCAGAGCAGGAUGCAUUUCCCGUGACGAGGGUGAGCGUCGCGAUAACCGAAUUCGCCCAGAAGUUAAACGUAAUGUCCUUCAUUGUAUUCCCGCCACUUGUUUAUGGUCGAGGUACCGGCCCGUACAAGAAGCUGUCCGUUCAGGUGCCUGGCCUCAUUCGUGCAUUCAUUGCACAGAAGAUGGUAUACAAAUUCGACUACGAAGGUCGGUGGCCGGCAGCGCAUAUAUCUGAUGUAGUAGACUACUACCUUCUGCUUAUCGGGCUCAUUAUCCAAGGAAAGCCUCCCCAGAGUGGUGAAAAAGGAUAUUAUUUCGUGGCAACUCAUUACUUAAGCUGGUGGGAAAUAUCAGAAGGCCUGGCCAAGUCUCUUCAUGCCCGCAGUUUGGUGAAAGAGCCGAUACCAGCUGUUUGGCCAAGCGUAGAACUUGCCGAAAAGGCUCUCGGGUUUCCGUCGCCAUACGUGCAGGUCGCUUUUAGUUCAAGUCCACAGGGUAUUGCAGACAAAAAAUACGCCAUUGGAUGGGAACCAAAGUGGAAUGCUCCCGACUUUUUUAAGGUUAUUGAUGACGAGGUUCAGAGCGUACUUGAUCUUGAUAUAGCUCGAGCUUCUAUUGCGGAUUUCUUCGCAAAGGAGAAUGUCGGGGAGUUGAAGGAAUAG
Molecule: messenger RNA, 744 nt
Organism: Trichoderma aggressivum f. europaeum
Lineage: Eukaryota; Fungi; Ascomycota; Sordariomycetes; Hypocreales; Hypocreaceae
Exons: 5
Coding region: 1-744 (247 amino acids)
Source: RefSeq, a predicted model, not a curated record